AUGGCCUUAAAGCAUGCGGCCGAGAACUUCUCUAAGUCGCUUAAGGAGGAAGUGCGAAGAUGGGGAUCGAUGAAGCCGACGGGGGUGAGCCUCAAGUACAUGAUGGAAUUCGGUUCGAGGCCCAAAGAUAAGAAGCUCUUGAUUUCGGCGCAGUUUCUGCUCAAGGAGCUGUCUAUAAGGAUCGCUAGGAGGGCGAUGGAGCUCGAGAACUUGCCGUACGGUUUGUCACUGAAACCCGCGGUUCUAAAGGUCCGAAAUUGGUAUCUGGAUUCUUUUCGUGACCUUCGAUCAUGUCCAGAAAUUAAGGAUAGAGAUAAUGAAUUGGCGUUCACACAAAUGAUCAAAAUGAUCAAGGUGCGACAUAACAAUGUGGUACCAGCUAUGGCUUUGGGCGUACAACAGCUAAAAAAAGAUUUGGAUCCCAAUUUUGUUCCCGAAGAUCUACAGGAAAUACAUCAGUUUCUCGAUCGUUUUUACUUGUCAAGGAUUGGUAUUCGUAUGCUUAUAGGGCAGCAUGUGGCCUUGCAUGAUCCUGAUCCUGAGCCAGGGUGUAUUGGUCAAAUAAAUACUAGAUUAUCACCGAUGCAAGUUGCCAGAAUUGCUAGUGAGGAUGCUCGCUGUAUAUGUUUUCGGGAGUAUGGAAAUGCGCCUGAGCUUAACAUUUAUGGAGAUCCAAACUUCACCUUUCCGUAUGUUCCUUCACAUUUGCAUCUUAUGAUAUUUGAGUUGGUUAAGAACUCAUUGCGUGCGGUUCAAGAACGUUUCAUGUCUUCUGAUAAAGAUGUACCUCCUAUUCGAAUAAUAGUUGCUGACGGUAUCGAGGAUGUGACUAUAAAGAUUUCAGAUGAAGGAGGUGGUAUUCCACGAAGUGGACUUCCAAAGAUAUUCACAUAUCUGUAUAGCACUGCAAAAAAUCCACUAGAUGAAAACCAGGAAGGAUUGAGCGAAGCAGUAAUCAUGGCUGGAUAUGGCUACGGGCUUCCUAUCAGUCGUCUCUAUGCUCGAUAUUUUGGUGGUGACCUGCAAAUUAUCUCUAUGGAAGGCUAUGGAACUGAUGCUUACCUCCAUUUGUCUCGCCUUGGGGAUUCACAAGAACCACUUCCAUAAAAGCUUAAGAAAUCCAGCCCACUUCGUUGUGCUAAUGGAAAGCUUCUAAGUUGCAGCUUCUAGCUUGCUACUUUUAGAAGCUGCAAAUGCGAACUUAUAUGCUAUUCACCAGGAAUGUCAUCAGAGAUGGAGAAAAUAGGGCCACUUCAGUUCUUUCUUCUUAUUGUACCCAAAGUUGUUUGAACUGGAAGAAGAAUGGUUUCUGUAUAUAGAAGCUUCUUGUGGGUUUAAGGAAAAGAUUCCUGAUAUUUUUUCAAUUAAACAUUUAUGCUCUUUAAUUGGUUA
Molecule: messenger RNA, 1392 nt
Organism: Dendrobium catenatum
Lineage: Eukaryota; Viridiplantae; Streptophyta; Magnoliopsida; Asparagales; Orchidaceae
Product: pyruvate dehydrogenase (acetyl-transferring) kinase, mitochondrial
Exons: 6
Coding region: 1-1107 (368 amino acids)
Biological process (GO): protein phosphorylation; regulation of glucose metabolic process
Cellular component (GO): mitochondrion
Molecular function (GO): pyruvate dehydrogenase (acetyl-transferring) kinase activity
Source: RefSeq, a predicted model, not a curated record